AUGAUUUUGAAAGUUCUCCUCGCAUUUGCAAGCUUGGGGCUUGCUGCAGAAUAUUCUGUCGUCUCUUUAUUCAUUCCAAAUGCCGAUCCUCAAUCCUUGUUGGGUGAAGUUCUGGGAGAGCAAUCAGCAACAACUACCUACAGUAUCAAUUGCCCGCCCGGCCGCACCAAUGCUACAGAAUGCGGUAUGGGCCCCGGCAUGUUUUUGACCGCGGCCCCAACAAGCGUUGAAUAUUUGAUAAGUGCCGGAUCUGACAACAUAUAUAAUCAUGCCAUCUGCGAGAUGACUGAUCUCCCAACCGGAGUCUAUACUUGUACAGACACUGUUACUGGAACGGGGGCUGGUACGACCGGCACCAGCACCUCAACCCUCCCUUGGGACCAGAUUACGUUGUUGCCGGUUACCAUCACUUCCACUGCCAAUGCGGUGGCUGCAACAGUUAACGCCAGUGCCACUACUCCAAGUACUCUAAGUACUACCGAGCAUGUGUCGGGUAGUGAGGCAACACCCGUUGCUGCUACCGUCGCCCCUACCCACGUGGGAGGUGUGGCUGGAAGGUCAACACCUACUGGCCUCGUACUAGUUUGUGUCGCAGUUCAAGCUCUGGCAUUAUUGCUGCUGUGA
This is a messenger RNA of Penicillium vulpinum, 624 nucleotides long. RefSeq lists its product as uncharacterized. Lineage: Eukaryota; Fungi; Ascomycota; Eurotiomycetes; Eurotiales; Aspergillaceae. The record is from RefSeq and is a predicted model, not a curated record. The coding region runs from base 1 to 624 and encodes 207 amino acids. The transcript has 3 exons.